Dicentrarchus labrax (European seabass) is the source of this 6635-nucleotide messenger RNA. It is a transcript of the gene mapk4, whose product is annotated as mitogen-activated protein kinase 4. The transcript has 9 exons. Gene Ontology annotation, cellular component: nucleus; cytoplasm. Lineage: Eukaryota; Metazoa; Chordata; Actinopteri; Moronidae. The record is from RefSeq and is a predicted model, not a curated record. The coding region runs from base 1849 to 4035 and encodes 728 amino acids. Gene Ontology annotation, molecular function: MAP kinase activity; ATP binding. Gene Ontology annotation, biological process: protein phosphorylation; intracellular signal transduction; cell surface receptor signaling pathway.
UUUCAGCUAGAUGUCAGGCUAUUACAACUCAUAAAUUCAUUCACUAUAAACAAAGACUCUUAUCUAGCUUCCUCUCAAUCCAAUCUCAAACACACCAAUUCUGCACAUGUCCGGAUGAUAGAUGACUGAUGUAACGGUCAAGAUGGAAUAAGCUGGAGGCUGGUUCGGGAUAGGUUUUGGAGACCAGUGAGUCCAGCACUCCUGCAAAACCGGCCCAGGUUUAACUGAGGUCAGGGUGCUGCUGGGAGUCCUGGAGGGAGAGAGGGGGAGAGAAGAUGGAAGAGGGUGGUGGGGAGGAGAGAGCGAGAGAGAGAGAGAGAGAGAGAUGGGUACUUAAUCAUCCAUGGUGCAGUGUGUGAGUGUGUGUGAAGCCACUCAGUACUAGAUGUAUCUGAAUCGGGGUGAUCCCUCCUCUCCUCCCUCUCUCAGAUCACUCCUCUGGAGCGCGGACAGAAAGCGGACAGUCGCCCACAAUAACCGGCUCUAUAGCAGCCGCCUCUGGUUAUCUCAUCUCGGCGGAUCGCCCCCGGUGCCGACCUGUACCGGCUGUUCCUCUUCCUCCCCUCCCGCGGUAUCAUCUGAAUCACAAAAACACACACAAGAAAGAGAGAUAGAGAGAGAGAUGCGGUCGUGUUUCACUUUUUUUGCUUCCCCGGAUCUCUGUGUGUGGACGGCGGGCUGCGGCUGCGUGACAGCAGGAGCAGUAGAUGUGUUAAGCGACGCAGCUAUCUUUCCACAGUGACCACGGCCUGAUCCCUACAUUCAUGAGAAGGCAACAGGAAGCAGAUUACUGAGGGAUUAAACGCAUGCACACAUAUGCACAUGCACAUGCACACACAGAGAGUACCACGGUUGCAGGAUUUGACCGCUGUCCAAAUGUGGCUCUCACACUGAAUGAACUUGCCUGACUGACUGACUGAGACUCUCUGGUAUCAUGGAAGAAGAGGAGGAGCAGACAGAGUCUAAUUGAAUGUUACUCAUAUGACCCCACCUCCGUUCUCCUGCCUCACUAUCGAGGGCUUUGACUGGUCAAUGAGGAUUAAACUUAUAACAAACACAGCGGAGCGUGCAGAGAGAGAGGGGAGUGUAGAGCCGACCACUUGCCUGCUGCUGUCCCAUGAUGCAUCUACACAUGUAAGAGCAGGAUCAUCCUCACAGAGGGCUGUUUCUAUGGAUACCCCUGCCCUGAGUAGUAUUAAUAAGACUCACUGAUAUUCUGACUAUUUGUGCGUGAAGAAAAAUACAGUGAGAGAUUAGAAGAACAUCCCUGCAGCACACUGCAGCAUUAAAUAAUAUCAUUGGAAGCAAAGAAAGAAAUCAAGUUUCAAGAGGAAAAACACUAAAGAAAAAUUUGUAAUGUAGAUGGAUUACCAACACAUGUUUAAACCUGGUUCAGGAAAAAGGGUGAUUUGAUAAAAAUCUGCCCUCAGAGAUACCAGAAGAGGAGGUGAAGAUGAUGCACAUAGACACUUCUGAGGCCUGAAGGAAGAAACACCUUUUCUAACCUGCUUAAACUGCAAUACUGAGCACAGCUUGAAACUCUGGGCCACAGUUCUGGAUAAAAUAAUCCGACUGGAACGUUUGUGGGCCCCUAAAACUGCCACCACCUCUCACCAGACUUGUUGUGGUACUUGUCUACAUGAUGAGAACAGACAUCUAACAUGCACCAGCUACCUAGAGAAAGAGGUAACAGGUCUCUAUUUAAGGUUCUGGACUCACCAGCAAGAUGUAACAUCAUGUGCAUAAGACAAUAACAAAGCACUUUUAAUCUACACAUUGUGGGGAUCCAUCAAGCUUCGGGUACCUGGAAUCUAUCUGUCAUCUGUUCCCAAAACCUUCAGACCGAUCAUGGCCAGACAAGACGCCCCCCUCUUCCUCCAUGGCUUUGACCUGGGUGCCCACUUUGUUGACCUUCGACCUCUUGGUAUGGGUGUUACAGGCCUGGUCCUAUCCGCUGUGGAUCAGCGCACUGGACAGCGGGUAGCAAUUAAAAAACUGGUGAUGCGUGAUACCGUGACAGUGAAACACGCUCUGCGGGAGGUCAAAAUCACCCGGCUUCUGCGCCAUGAAAAUGUGGUGAGGGUUCAUGAGGUUUUGGCGCCGUAUGGACGGCCGCUGCCCAGGGACCCAACCCAGCUGAGUGCCCUGUACAUCGUCCAGGAGUGCAUGGAGACUGACCUGGCUCGGUUGCUUGAACAAGGCCCAUUACACACAGGUCACGCUACUCUGCUGUUCUACCAGCUGCUGAGGGGACUGAAGUUCAUCCACUCUGCUAAUGUCCUGCACAGAGAUCUGAAGCCUGCCAACAUAUUCAUCAACACAGACCAACUGCUGCUCAAGAUUGGAGACUUCGGGCUGGCCAGGAUAGUCGACCCUCACUAUUCUCAUAAGGGCUAUCUGUCUGAGGGUCUGGUAACUAAGUGGUAUUGUUCCCCCCGUCUGCUCCUGUCCCCCAACAACUAUACCAAGGCCAUAGACAUGUGGGCCGCUGGCUGCAUACUGGCUGAGAUGCUCACUGGACGCAUGCUGUUUGCAGGAGCUCAUGAGCUGGAGCAGAUGCAGCUGAUUCUAGACACCGUGCCAGUGCUGAGAGAGGAGGACAGACAGGACCUGCUACAGGUGAUGCCUUCAUAUGUCAGUCAUGGAUGGAGAGUCAAGAAACCCUUUUCUGAAUUGCUGCCUGAAGUGGAUGCUCAGGCUGUUGACUUCCUGGAGCGUAUCUUGACCUUUAACCCCAUGGAUCGGCUGACAGCUGAAGCGGCGCUGUCCCAUCCCUUCCUCCGGCAGUACUCCUGUCCAGAGGAUGAACCCACCUCGUCGCAUCCCUUCCGCAUCGAGGACGAACUGGUGGACAGCCUCAUCACCGAGCAGAGCCUCAGCAACAGCAACAGUCAGGCUUCCAGCAUCCACUGGGAGAGGUACGAGAACAGUUUAUCAACAGACGUGUCCUGGCAGCAGUCAGGCGGGAGGUGUCGCUGCAUGCCCCCGGGCCACAUUACUUCUGAUCUGGGAGACACGACAGAGGAUGAGGAGGUGCAGAGAGACCCUCGGGCCAGUUCCACCUCACUAUUAGAGGAGGCCCAGGUCGACCCACGCAAAUAUUCCCACAGCAGCUCAGCUGAGCGCUUCCUGGAAAACUCUCACUCAUCUCUGGAUCGGGUCUGUGGUGUGGGGUUUGGGGAACUGGACUGUGGCCGCUCCUGUGACUACAAAGUGGGCUCUCCUUCAUAUCUGGAUAAAAUUGCCUGGAGAGAUGGCAAGCCUCAACACUACUCAGAGCCGAAGCUGAUCCUGGAUCUGUCUCAUUGGAAGCGUAACACUAACAACCUCCCUGUGCCUGCUGAACCUAUUGGUGGCAGCGUGGAGGACCUGGGAGAGAUGAAAGAGGAGGAAGCAGAAGAACAGGAGGAGACAGGGGACUUAUUCCAGGAGAUCUCUCGCUGGGUGGAGAGCACCCAGUCUCGUCUGCAUUCACCCAGUCCCAGUCCUUCUCUUGAGCAACGUUCACCCUCCUGCUACACCUCCUCUCCCCCUCUCCCUCUCUCCCCGACUGACCUCCCAACUCCAGUCUUCCACUACGCGCAAGUUGUUCGGCAACCAUCAACUGAAUAUGACGAAGACAGACUAAGCCCAUUUCCGCCUGUUACGUCUUCCUCCAAUUCCCUUCCCUCACUCCUCCCCUCAUCUCCCACCUCUCAACUUCCUCCACAGUCACCUGAAACAGUGUCUCCCCCCACAUCACCACUACCUCCCCCCCGAGAAUCUCAACCUCUUUCCUCUACUUCCUCCAUUUCUCAGCCAGUAAAUGAGGACUCCUUGGAGUCACUCCCUGUCAAGCAAAAAGAGCGGCUGUUCGACCUGGAUGUUUUCAUAUCCCGAGCACUGAAAUUGUGCAGGCAGAAUAAGGAGAAAGCCGAUGGGAAGAAAGGAAAAGAAGGAGGAUGGAGGGAAGAAAGCAAACCGCCGAACAUUAACCGAAAGGUGCCCAGGCUUCCAGAGCACAGGACUCCACCACCACAGACUCCCAAUUCUUGAUGGUGAAUUUGAACUUCAGGUUCUCCGCAGUAUAGCAUCAUAACGGUUAGCACUUUCAAAUGCUCAUAGUGCUUCACAAAGUGAGGGGUGUCCAUGGUUGAAUAUGCUGCUUAAACAUUAGACCUUGGUGUUAGCAGCAGUUGUCUUUUUGGUACUAUUGCAACAACACGCUACACGCUGUGACUAAAACCCUCACUUAAACAAGCAAUCCUGCAACAGGUGCUCUCAGGCAAUAAGAGGUCAGAAAGCAUUAGGGUUAAAUAUAAAUAACCAUGCUUUAGCACUGCAACUAUCAAGGAUUUGUUCAACAUGACAAUAUUUAGAAAUAGUGGGCUAAUUAAUGGUUGUGUGGUUUGCUGUCAUUUGUCAAGUUAAAGAUGGGUCAAACUUUGACUUGAUAGUCACUUGUUCUGUGACACGGACAGUCAGCCUGUUAACAAGUUACCCAGGCUAUUGUGUGCUGCAAAACCUACUGGAGAGGGAUCACUUGGUUAUUCUUAAGUUUGCUUUAGAUUUGUGUUUCUAUACAAGAUCCCUUGCUGUAUGUCAGUCAGUAAUUUUUGCGAAAUGUCAGACAGUCUUCCAAUGGUGAUGUUCACCGAAUAAUGAAAGCAACAUGGGAAUUACUUCUUCCAAGUUUCUCUGAAUGUAUGAACUGAAAAAUAAUCAGUCAAAUUAUGCUACACGGUGAACUAUAAGGAUUUCAUUUUUUGCUGUUAUAACACACAGUGACUUAAUGAGCUUUGUCACUGCUACAUGCCUUGUAAACUUGUAUAAAACUGUUUUCAUAUUUAAUUAUAUAGUAUCAAGACUGUUGUUAAUGAUAUUCUUGCGACUGUAAUAUUCUUGUAUUCUUUGUUAAAUGCUAGAGCACAACUUUAUGUUCAUUUGGAGUGAGUUGUAUUUAGUUUAACUGUGGAAUGCUUUAUGGUUAAUAAUUUAUGAAUAUUCAGUAAACUUUGCUCUAGUUCUAUUGUAAAUAGUUUCAUAUACUGUCUGCCUGAUGCACUCAAUGAGGUAAUCAUCUGCUGUACACUAUCCUCUCUGUACUAGACAGCCAGAUAUCUGUCACCUUUUUGCUCGCUUAAAUGUUAGCCACAGAAAGCUACAAUGCAAACAACAGCCAAUAUUUUGGAGAAUGUAGAUCCUUUACAACCUUUAUAGGAAAUUAUUUGUACUCAAAACUCCUCCAUGCUGCCCAGUAACCAUAUUAAUAUGGAACAGAAAAUAACCAAAACAUAUAUUUUGAAGUACUUUUCUAUCCAGCCUGUUAGACCCUCAGAAUGUUAUUUAUUGCAGGAUCUGACGUUUCCCUUCAAGGUAACCAAAUCAGGUAAAAGAUACAGUCAGUUAACAAAUGAAGGCUGUUGGCUCGUGCCUCAUACAUUCUUAAUCAACUGCAUUUGACAUUCACUUCACUUGUUGAACUAUUAUGUUAAUGGAAUUCUUCUGAGCUAGCACUGAAAAGAAAUACGGUUAAAUCCAUGGUCUCCAUAAUCUGUAACGAAGAAGAAAUAGGCUUCCACCAUUUCUGGUUUCAUUGUUUGACUUUUAUUGCUCUGCUGUGGGUGUACCAACACAAGGGUCUGGGUAUCGGGGAUGCCAGAGGCACAGCACUGAGAUGUAUAAAAAACACUGCCAGCACAGCUCCAACACCUCCAGAAUAAGACAUGUUUUAUCUGUUAGGUGAUCUUUCAGUCCAGCCUUUCAAAUUUACAUUAAAUGGUUAAAGGUGACGAAUGUUUUUAGCUGUUAACUGUUGCUCAUGUAAAGUUGGUUUAAAAAUGGUGACUUUCAUAAUAUUUGCAUCUUCACUGUAGCCAACAUAACCAGGUGGUGAGCAGAUCAUAACUGGCACAACAUGACUUCAGUACAAGCUAUGAUACAACAAAGCCAGGUAUAUUCUUUUAUAUUCACGAUAGACAUGAAGCACAUUUAGAGUCACUAGCACAUUCAGAUUUUUCUCAGCGACAGUUGAAAAUCCACCACUGUCAAUGUUCAUUUUCAUCAAUAAUGAACCUCUAUAGUAUUCACCAUACCUGGGCUGGACUAACUGAACAACAACAACUAACACUGGUCAUUGUCUGAUCCAGAGGCAUUUAUCUAUUUCUAGAAAUAGAUAGAAGCUGUGCUGCAGUCAAACUAAUUAUAUAUAUAUAAUUAUAUUUUUUCAACCUAUACAGGUUCAGUGAUCACAUUUUGCAUUAUACUUUUACCUCUGCAGGUAACCUAAGCCAGCAAUAACAUCAUUGACAAAUUACACAAACGUACUGUAAGACGUGGUUACUGAGACGAAAUUAAUUGUUUUAAGUGUGUGAAGCAGUGUAGUAAAUGUGCCUCAGUACACCUCGAUGCUUCCAGCUUGCUGAAUGUAACAUAUCUUCUCCUUUCUGCAUGGCUUUCACAACUAUUCAAAUAGCUUAAAACUUUGUUGUUUUUAUUACGUGUCACUUUAUUGUCAUAUUUCUGUGGGCUCUUAUUUCUUUUGUACUCUUCAUUUGAGAACAGCUGUUUUUAAAUGCUCAAUAUUGAUUGAUAGUAUCUCUUUUUGCAGUUUCUGUUUUUGCUGAAAAAUUAAUAAAACAAUACAUAAACAAUAA